AUGGCUGCUCGAGGAGGUCAGCCACGCGUGGCGACGAGGGUUGAUGGCGAUUUCCCCCGAAUCGUACUCCCCACCCAAACGAUCCCUUCCUACGAACAACACCUGAUCGGGCAAGACUCACUGGUCCCCGGAAUCGAGGAAUUCCGGGGAAUUCCGUAUGCUACAAUUCCCGCAAGAUGGCAACACGCGCUUCUUCGCGAGCGUUUGCCCGAAGACAUCUUCUAUGCAACUCAAAAUGGCUGUCGAUGCCCGCAGCCAAAAGAGCCCAACAAUAGCGAAUUCUAUCAGUCCCAUCUCGAGUUCCCUAGUGAUGUCACGGAAUCAGAGUUUGACUGUCUCAACCUGUUCAUUACAAGGCCAAGUGCAUCCACGCUCAUUGCCGCUGGAUUUGAUCCAGAAUCUGUGAAAAUACCGGUUUACGUAUAUAUCCAUGGUGGAGCUUAUAGCUUCGGUGCGGGGACCGAUCCCAUGUGGGAUCCUGCCCGCUUAGUAGGGCGAUCCGUUGGAUUGGGUACUCCAAUAAUUGUUGCAACCGUCAACUACCGGCUGAACAUGUUCGGCUUUGCGGCUUCAUCGGAGAUCAUCCAAGUCCAACCGGACGGCCAACUAAAGGGAUGUAACUUUGGCCUGGGAGAUCAGCGCACUGCUCUCUACUGGAUACAGAAAAAUAUUGGCGCGUUCGGUGGUGAUGCAACUCAAGUCACCGUCGGCGGCCAGUCUGCUGGAGGAAGCUCCUCACAUGCCCAUGUUUUGGAAGCCAUAUUGGGACAAGGUGAGCCCUUGGUCCAGCGCGGAAUUAUCCAGUCUGGUGCCGUUGGUGUACUUGGACCUAUCAGUAUGGAGGCUGCCGAUCAGCGAUGGGCUGUCUUUUGCGAAGAAAUCGGGGCUCCCAGUGGUGAUUAUGUCUCUCGGAUGGAAUUUAUGGCCACUGUCCCGAUAGAGAAAAUCCUCCGAACAAGCCAAGAAUUGGGCUGGCAGGUCUGUCCUCUCGUGGUAGACGAGCUUACCAUCUCACAGAGACCAAAUGGUCGUUGGAGCAUCCACUUAGCCGGCAAGAAAGAGCGAGUGAGAAGUGUGCGGGAUACUGCGAAUUCUGCAGUCAUUUCUGUGCUCAUUGGGGAUACGGAUCUUGAGGGGUCCAUCCACUUCUCUCAAGUAUCAAAAAUCGAAAGCUUUGAGCAACUCAAUGGACGGCUCGCGAUCAAAGUCAAGUCCCCUGAAUUUUUGGAUAGAUUCUAUCGGGCUUAUGCCUUAGAACCAGAUAUGUCCGUGGCCCAGCUCCAGGAAGGAAUUCUUCACUUUUUAUCAGAUAUGCAGUUCGGCAAGCCCGUACAACUAGCCCGGGAAGAAUUGAUGGGCUGGGAUCUGUCAAAGAUAAAUGUUACAACGGACGAUACAAAUGCUCGUCCAACAGCUGUGCAAUCAUACCGUGUAAAGUUUGGAAACCCGUUCCCGGGUAUCAAUUACGCAAAGGCUCACCACUGUGUCGAUCUGAUAUACAUAUAUGACUGCUUCGAGGAAGCAUUGCGUGAUGUCGAUGAGGCCUUGCCGGCACAAGCUGUCACACAUGCUUCCCUGGUGGAGCGCAUUCAAGCUGACUGGAUACAAUUCAUCACGGCCCCAUCAGACGGGGACCAGUGUGGUCUUGCCACUGUCUAUGAUGUCGACAGAACUGCUGUGUCUGUUUCUAUGGCAAUGGAUCGAGACUUUAUGGCGAGGAAGGCUAGACUCGAUCUGUUGAGCAGCGAUGGCCUUGCUGCACAGCAGACUAUCAAAGAGCUGAUAGGUAGUGGGCAUGUCCUCUAG
Molecule: messenger RNA, 1806 nt
Organism: Penicillium macrosclerotiorum
Lineage: Eukaryota; Fungi; Ascomycota; Eurotiomycetes; Eurotiales; Aspergillaceae
Product: carboxylesterase
Exons: 4
Coding region: 1-1806 (601 amino acids)
Source: RefSeq, a predicted model, not a curated record